Messenger RNA from Nematolebias whitei (Rio pearlfish), 2646 nucleotides. Its product is annotated as activin receptor type-2A. Gene Ontology annotation, biological process: protein phosphorylation; cellular response to growth factor stimulus; activin receptor signaling pathway. NCBI's taxonomy places the organism in Eukaryota, Metazoa, Chordata, Actinopteri, Cyprinodontiformes, Rivulidae. The record is from RefSeq and is a predicted model, not a curated record. Gene Ontology annotation, cellular component: activin receptor complex; plasma membrane. Gene Ontology annotation, molecular function: ATP binding; activin binding; activin receptor activity.
UCGAAAAUCCAGCUCGUCCUGAACGUCGAUACCUACAAGACGGUUUUAGUUGCUAUUCCACGCACGGAACAGCGUUUGGACCUGUUCGGUGAAACUAUUUGGACCCGUGGCGGUUGUUUGGACCACUUCGGAGCGGACUACCACCGUAGGAAGCCGCGCUGCUUCCCCCGCUGGUGCGGACGGAUCCCUGGUUUGUGGCCGGGCAGCUUCGCCGGACUAGUCACCGAGAGCGCGGAGUACGACGACAACAAACGGUUUUAACCCGCUGUUUCGACGCCAGGAAGGGAGGGAGUGCAAGUGUCGACGACGUUUUUGACGUUUCCCACCACCCGGGAUGUUACGGACCUAGCGGAGGAGAAGUUUGAUCAGGGAGCGGAGCGCGCUUGGUUUCCAGUCCGAUGGAUGUUAGCCCUGGCCGGCUGUGGCUCGGCUCUGCGCGCCGCUCUUCUCUAAAGAACUCCUCGGGCACGAGAAGCGAGCUGCUCACUAUAAUGCUGCAGACCUUAAAGAACGUGCACGACGGUGCCGUCAAGUCGCGCUUUUUUAUUUCUCUGUAAACCUGGAAAUAUCCCUCUUCAUCCCCUCCUUUUUUUUUUUUUUGUGACUGCAUUACCCAGGAUAUUUUGGAUUAAGACUUUUUUUUUUUUCUUUUUUUUUUAAUGCCUCUUUUCCAGAGACUGUGCUCCUCCUUGGAGCUGCAAGAGAUUUAGUUGAUUUUUUAAAAAUUUUUUGGUUGGGUGGUUUCUUUUUUUAAUUUUAAAUUUUUUUUAAUACAAGUCUUUCUAGCUGCGAGGAUCAGAUUCGGAUGGAAAAUGGGAGACGCUACAAAACUGGCCUUCGCCGUUUUCCUCAUCUCCUGCUCUUCAGGGGCCAUCCUGGGACGUUCUGAGACGCAGGAAUGCGUCUUCUACAACUCCAGCUGGGAGAAGGACUGGAGUAACCGCAGCAAUGUCGAACACUGCUAUGACGAGAAGAACAAGCGGCGGCACUGCUUCGCCUCGUGGAAGAACUUAUCGGGCACUAUUGAGAUCGUCAGGCAGGGCUGCUGGCUGGAUGACGUCAACUGCUACGACAGCAACGAGUGUGUGGAGAGGAAAGAGAGUCCCAACGUUUUCUUCUGCUGCUGUGAAGGCAACAAGUGCAACGAGAGGUUCAUGUACGCCCCGCUGAGCGACCCACAGAGCGACACUCAGAGCGAUACUCAGAGCGACCCGCGCCAUUCAACCGCCUACAGAUCCCGGACCCUCGCCCCCGUCCCCUAUUUUGGGCCACAAGCCACUGCAGCUCAUCGAGUUGAAAGCCAGGGGGCGUUUCGGCUGCGUGUGGAAAGCCCAGUUGCUGAACGAAUAUGUGGCUGUGAAGAUAUUCCCCAUCCAGGACAAGCUGUCCUGGCAGAACGAGUACGAGAUCUACAGCUCGAGCGGCAUGAAGCACGACAACGUCCUCCAGUUUAUCGGCGUCGAGAAGAGGAGCAACAACCUGGACCUGGAGCUGUGGCUCAUCACCGCCUAUCACGACAAGGGCUCCCUCACCGACUACCUAAAGGCCAACGUCGUUUCCUGGAACGAGCUGUGCCACAUCGCACAGACGGCGGCCCGCGGCCUGGCCUACCUGCACGAAGACAUCCCGGGACACAAAGACGGCCACAAGCCGUCCAUCGCUCACAGGGAUAUCAAGACUAAGAACGUGCUGCUGAAGAACAACCUGUCGGCCUGCGUUGCUGACUUUGGGCUUGCACUGAAGUUUGAGGCUGGUAAAUCAGCGGGGGACACGCACGGACAGGUGGGAACACGACGCUACAUGGCUCCAGAAGUCCUGGAGGGCGCCAUCAACUUCCAGCGCGACUCCUUCCUGCGCAUCGACAUGUACGCCUUUGGCCUUGUCCUGUGGGAGCUUGCGUCACGGUGCACCGCCGCUGACGGCCCUGUAGACGAGUACAUGCUCCCCUUCGAGGAGGAGGUGGGUCAGCACCCGUCUCUGGAGGACAUGCAGGAAGUGGUCGUCCAUAAGAAGCUGCGGCCCUGCCUCCGAGACUGCUGGCAGAAACACACGGGUCUGGCCAUGCUCUGCGAAACCAUUGAGGACUGCUGGGACCACGAGGCCGAGGCCCGCCUGUCUGCCGGCUGCGUCGAGGAGCGCAUCGGCCAAAUGCAGCGCCAGGCCCCCAUCAUCGGCCCCGAGGAGAUCGUCACUGUGGUCACCAUGGUGACAAAUGUGGACCUCCCGCCCAAAGAGUCCAGCUUAUGAUCAGCCAACCAACCAACCGACGACCGGGACGAGCUACUGGAAACCAACACGAGAGGAUUAGACGGCCGGCCCUGGCUGGUUGGCGUUUUUUUUUUUUUUUUACGUUUUCCUUUUUACGCUCAUCUCUUCUUCUUGGUUCCUUUUUAAGUGCGGGCCGCUACUUCAGGAAACAGCCGGCACCCAUCUCACCCACAUCCGUCGGGAUCCGCCUCAUUUUUGAUACGCGUGCCUGAGGAUUUUAACUUCUUCCUUUUUUCUUCUCCUCUCCGAAGAGGACGAUUCUGGACACACUCGACAAACUGUUCGGUCAUGUAUCGUUUUUUUUUUUUUAUAUAAAUACUCGUUGGAUUUCAUUCGGAGGAUCUAGCGGAGCGAUUUCAUCGUUCGUUUUAGUGUUAA